CAUCAAUGUCGUGCGUUGUCCUCAAUAAGAAGUCGAAUGUUCCCACGCGCUGAACUCUAAGAACGCGAGCUAAAACAAAUUGAUGAAUAUUAACUAAUCUUUUCUUAAAACUGUUGAUUGGUGGCACAAUCUCCACCUUUUCAUCUUACCUUAUGUACAAGGGUUGGUAAAGGUAAGACAGCAAGGGAGAGAAGGGCACCACCCUCACGUAAAGCUGGCCACGAGAAAGGGUUAGAAGACCUGGAGAGGUUAUGGGAUGACCUUUACCCUUUUUUAUGUAAAAUGACGGUUUGUAACAUUGAUUUCAAUGAUAUCUUUUUGUCAAAGGUCUUUAGUUAGCGUAGCAGUGAGAUACCACGAGCAGACGACAGUUGAAGUAAGCAGAAUAAUAUGUGUGCGCGCGCAUACAAAACGGAAACGGAAGUACAAGCUCUGUUCCUAGUAUGCGCUUUCGAUGACUGGUCUGCACGUAACGUUGUUUUCGCUACAUAGCUUCACCUUAUUCCACUCGGUUUACUAAUCUUUACUUGGUGAUGAAUCAACCUUCAGAGGAUCCUCCUGCCAAUAGACCACAGAACUCAGAAGAAUAUGACGAUGAAAGAGGAUGGUUUCCAGAUGACUUUCCUCGUCCAGUUGAAGUUCUCUCCAGUCUCCUGCUUGAUUCCCACAUUCCUCCAGAGCCAGAACCAGUAUCAACCACUUACAAUAGUCAUGGUACAAGCUCACAGGAUUUUGACCAUAUGUACGCAUUGCCAUCAUCAUAUACCAAUAAAAGAAAAUGCAGUGAGCCAGAGAUAAACUCAUCAGACCAGCAACUGCCAGGCUUGAGUGAGCUGAAUUCAGAAUUUGAAUCAAAAAAACCAAAACCAGCCAAAAGUUAUAUCUGUCCAUGCUGUCAUAAACAGUUGUCUUGCAGACAGUCCUUAUACCAGCACAAGCAGACUCGCCAUCCAGGAUACAAAGCAGAAACUUCUCACUUAUUCCAUUGCGAUAGGUGUCCAAACUUUAAAUACACAAAAGUUCGAGAGCUGAUUAUGCACUGUCGGUCAUUUCAUCAUGAAGAGAAAAGAGUGUUAUACAGAACUUUCAAAACAGAGAAGGAUUUUGAUGAAUGGAAAAAAGAAACUGAAAGAUCAUACUCAGUAAAGUAUGUCCAAGGGACAGGACAUAAGAAACAAAUAAAAUGUACAGUUACAUACUACUACUGCAGUCGCUCAGGUGUUUAUAGAGCUGUUACUAAUCGAAAACGAGCCACAAAGGCCCAGGGUUCAAGCAAAAUUGGUGGAAGGUGCACUUCAUAUCUGGUAGUUCGCAGAAGACUACGUAAUGGAAAAGUUGAUGUUGAGUACUGCCUUGACCAUGUACCUCACAGAGUACAGCUUGGGUAUUUAAAGAUACCAGAUGACUUGAGAAAUAUGAUAGCUGCUAAGCUUACUCAGGGAGACAAGAUAGAUAACAUUCUAGAUGAUAUUAGCACCAGCAUCUCAAAUGAGGACCAAGACACUUUGGUGACAGGAAGAGACAUUAAUAACAUCAGUAGUCAGUAUAACAUUUUAUAUACACAGCAACAUGCAAACGACAGCCAGAGUGUGGAGUUAUGGGUGCACAAAUUGAAGGAAAGCUCUAAUAAUCCUGUGAUAUUUUAUAAAGCACAGGGUGCUUCCCAUGGCAUCCUACAUGACAGUGAUUUCCUCCUUUGUCUGCAGACUCCUUUCCAAAAAGAGACAAUGAAAAAAUUUAGUACAAAAAUCAUUUUCAUGGAUUGCACCUACAGCAGUGCAGAAGACGAACUCCUUCUCACUACAGUUUUUGUUCUUGAUAGUGCUGAGGAGGCUGUACCAGUAGCGUGGGCUAUAUCAAAUCGUAAGGAUACAGAAAUAAUUCAAGUCUUUUUGACUGCAUUAAAAGCAUCCUGUGACCAAGAUUUUCCAACUGAUGUUUUUUUGAGUGACUUAGAAAGUAACUUGUACAGUGCCUGGUGUGAAGUGUUCUCAAAACCACAGAAAAGACUUUGUUGCUCUUGGCUUAUUGACAAGAGAUGGCGAAGGAAACUAUAUGAGGUUAUUCCUUCUAAGGAAAUUAUGUUAGAAAUAUAUGCCUUUUUAAAGAUCAUGCAGAAGGAAACAAAAAAGUCAAUAUUUCAGAAAAUGGUCCAGGACUUUUUGAAAUACCUGACAGAAAAAGCUCCAGAGUAUUUAGAAUACUUCUCCUCAAAUUAUGGGCUUGAUGACAGAAUUUCUCUGUGGGCUGGGUGUUUUCAGACUAAUUCUUGUGCAAAUGCUAACACGUUUAGGGAUGCGUUUUGGCAUGUCUUAAGGGACAUCAACUUCAACAAAAAGCAGAACAGACGGGUUGAUCAUUUACUUAUUGUGCUUCUAAAACUGGCUCGAGACAAAGAGGUGGAAAAGCUGGUAAAUUUAGAAAGGGGAAGUGUGAAUAAUUUCUUAACAGAAAUCAGAAACCAGCACAAAGAUGCUAAAAAUUUGACUGGAAUAGUGGAUAGUACUGUUAUUGGUGGAGAAUGGUGUAUACCUUGUCAGAUCAUAAGUGGGCAUCAGUACAGUGUGAAAAAAGUCAGUGAUUGUCAGUGUAAAUUACUGUGCAGUUCAUGUAAUGUCUGUAUUCAUAUGUAUACAUGCACAUGUCCAGAUUAUCUUAUGCGCACUGUCCCAUGUAAGCAUAUUCAUGCAGUGCACAUGCUUGUAGGUUUGUCUGAUCUUUAUUCAGAUGCAGAUCCAGACCAGAAUGAGACAGAUGACCCAAAUUUCUUUUCAUCUCUUAACUGUCAGGGCACCUCUAGAGCCACAGAGAACAGUGAUAUUGAAAAAAUGCGUACAGCUGCCUUGGCAAAAAUAGAGGAGUUGGUUGGUCUUCUAAACACUGCAUCGGACCUUGAAAUCAUCCACUUUGUUUCUGAGCGUUUAAAUGAUGCCCUAAAGGUUGCCAAGGGUAUGCAAUGCACAGAAGUAGAACAUACUUCUCCAGCAGGCAAAGCCUUUGACACACAAGACAUACAUGUUCCUACAAAGGGAAGGCCAGCAAUAAAGCUGAACAAGCCGUCUAGUCAUGAUUGAAGAGCAUCACGGUAUUUCAAGCCGCACAGUAGUCAAAGUUUAACAUCGGACAAGACGGACACAGUUGCUCGUGAGGUAGCACGAAAGAGAGCGUGCAGUGUUAGUUUAAGUUUUACUGGUGUAUCUUGUUAUUUAAUGUUGACAGGACUGUCGUUUAUUUUGUGGAGUGAAAAGAGCACGUAGACGUCAGCGCGUGCGUGAGAGUGCUGGUGCGCGUGACGUGACACGUACUAUUAUCCAAUCAAUCAGAACUUUUAUUUGUAAAUAAAACCAACAACUUGUCUGCAUAUAUGGUGCUAUAAGACUACAUGUUAUAAUAAAGGAAUGUAUUCGUU
Messenger RNA from Pomacea canaliculata, 3409 nucleotides. RefSeq lists its product as uncharacterized. The coding region runs from base 534 to 3074 and encodes 846 amino acids. The record is from RefSeq and is a predicted model, not a curated record. The transcript has 2 exons. NCBI's taxonomy places the organism in Eukaryota, Metazoa, Mollusca, Gastropoda, Architaenioglossa, Ampullariidae. Gene Ontology annotation, molecular function: zinc ion binding.